This is a messenger RNA of Plasmodium fragile, 3345 nucleotides long. RefSeq lists its product as uncharacterized. Bases 1 to 3345 code for a protein of 1114 amino acids. NCBI's taxonomy places the organism in Eukaryota, Apicomplexa, Aconoidasida, Haemosporida, Plasmodiidae. The record is from RefSeq and is a predicted model, not a curated record. The transcript has 4 exons.
AUGCAAAGACAACUGCAGAUUUUUAUUCAGCAUAUGAACGAUGACAGUGAGUACGACAAUGCUAUUAACUGCGGUAAUGCAUACUGGGAGCAUCCAACAGAAGAUGGGACAAGCGGGCAGUCACCAAGGCGGAUGGAUCGAAGCAAAGAAAGAGUUAUAUGCAGACUAAUGACGCAAGCGAUAUACUUUGCGAACGCGUGGAGUAGUGCAGUAAAGGCUAACAUAGAGGGGAACUCCAAGAACGAUAGAGAAAUUAAGGGCUUAAUAUGGUGUACAAUAGUGGAUAUAUACCAAGAGAUACUAUGGAUUUAUGGAUGCGAAGGUCACUGGGGUACAUACUAUGCAUGGUACACAACACAAAUAAUUUGGGAUGAGUUAAAAACACAAUUGGGGGAAAACAAUUGUAAGCGCGGUAAGUAUAAGGAUAUCAAAUUAGGGUACUGGCCCAUGAGGAAUCAGAUGAAGAGAUGGUUACAAGAGAACAAACAGAUGCAGGACAAACUUGAGAAGGAACAAAUAAGCGAUGGCUGUAAGGGAGCACAGGUAAAGCUAGAGGUCGGAACGGGAAAGGAGGAACAGCAAAAGGACAAAGACAACCACACGAAACAUGAAAUAAGGCAGGACGUAAAAGACAUUUUGGGAGACGUGAAGAAAGAAAUGGAGAAGGAGGAGGACCAAUUGAGGGGGUCCACUGACCCAGCACCCCAGUACCCUGCUGUGGAAGAGGCAGAAAAAGAAAAGGAUGCCGAGAUAGAGCAACACAUGAAGGGGAAAAUCGCAGACGUGGAGGAGAAAUUAAAGCCGGUAAUCGCGAAGAAUGCCGCUGCACAAGCAGCGGCCGCCAAAACGGCGGGGAAAACACGAUCAGAGGCAUCGCAAGCAACGAAGCCGGACGCACCCACACCACCAGCGGCCAAGCCGGCGGCUACCAAACCAGCAACCACAACACCGGUAGAAGCAGCACCCGCAGGCAGAUCAGAGGAAGCUGGGGACCCACCGCAGCCAUCACCAGCACCCGUCUCACCCCAGGCAGAACCCGCAGGGCAACCAGGGGAAGUAGGGGGCCAAGGACCAGGACCUGGACAACAACCCCCACCUCCACCACCACAAACGCAUAACACAAGUACGAGCAAUACAGGCGCCCAGGCACCUGACAAAGGCACUGGAACCACGACACCUGAGACAGGUAAGGAAGGAGUACCUUGCAAUGAGAACACGGAUGGAUCAAGCAUACUGGGCUCGAAGCCACAAGUACAGGCCGAUCCUAUUGACUAUAGCCUUGGCGGCCACGGCAGUGUUACUAUGGUUAUUGUUACCCCGCAGACCCCUAAGAAGUGCCCCGGCAAUGGUAUCAGUGACCCUACGACUACAGAGUCCACCGAGCAGACGGUACCGGCGGCCGCACCAGCACCAGGUCAAGCUGCACAACCAGAAGCAACCCCAUCAUCAUCACCUGCGGCAGCAGGGGGACCACCGGCUGCUCCUUCCACUGCUGCAAACACUGAGAAGGACAAUGUUCAGACGACUCCAUCGUUUCCUUCUUCUACGAAUGCGCACGGUGCACCCGGUCCUUCCGGUCCAACAGGUGAAAACGGAGAAGCCGGUAACAGUGGUGGACGUGCCGGCGCCGACGGCGGCAAUGAUGACCCCCCUCCUCUCAAUCCAACCAAACCUAAACCGAAUCCGAACCCAGAUCAAUCGGGUAGUAGUGGCGGCACGAGCGGCGACGCCCAGAUACCAGGUAGUGCACCUUCUGCUGGUACUCAGGGGGGUGCAGGAGGACAAACCAGUGCUGGAGCUGGGGGUGGCGGCGGAGGAGGAGCUGAAGGAACCCCUGGUAUAAGUGGUGAAGCCAACGGGUCUGUCCCAGGUGCUGGAGGCAUUGUGCCUGGUGUCCCUGGACUGGGCGGCGUACCGGGCGUCCGUACCCCCGCUUCUCCGGAAACGGUUCCCCCGGGCCCUGCGCGUCCCUCAGGGGGAACAGGGUCCUCCUCGGGACCAGUCUCUGGGACUGAGGCCAAAGACUCGGGAACAUUGGACACGGGGAAGAAUGAUGAUAAACGGCAGACGGAUGAUCCUGGCAUCCUCCCCAUUCCUGAAGUCCCCGUAUGGAAUUGGGAUGACCUUAUCAAAUAUGUACCCGCGCUCAUUCCAGCGGUUGUUGGUAUUGGGCUCAUUGCGUUGUUCCUCUGGAAAUAUUUUGCGUACCUCGACAAACGACGACGCACCUAUCGAACCGUUCGUGACGUGCCGUCACCGCCACUCGACGAAGAAAUAUUGCAACACCUACAACGCGGCGAGCCGCCACCCGAUUACGGUCACACGAUGAUUAGGGAUAGGCAACCUGCGUCUGCUGCCGAACGCCGCGGACAACGCCCACCCCGCGUGCAUAAGCGCACGAUCAUCGAACUACAUCUAGAAGUGCUCAACGAAUGUGAAGCGGCCGAGUGGGAAAACGUCAAAGACGACUAUUUGCAGAUACUCGUUGACGCGUUUAUUCGGGGCACCCACGGGCAUAGUAGUUCCCCGGAUGCUCCUAUCACAAACCAGGAUUUAUCACGGAACAAUGUUUCCUCCACCGUCGAUCCACCCACGGACAUCGACGGAACGGAUCCAUGUCCACCUAACGAAGAUGAUCCAUGGAGUUGUAUGGAAACCAUACAGUUAGCAACGGCCCGUUCUCCACCUAACGAAGAUAACCCCGAUCCAUGGAGUUGUAUGGAAACUAUAGAAUUGGCCACGGACCGUUGUCCACCACAUGACUCCGUCCUCUGUCCACUUCGUGCGGAUGCGAAUUCGGCCCCCGAUCACAAUCACUGGAUCCCUUGGAUUGACCGCAACAAGCACCUUUUGCGGGAGUGCACGACGCAGCCGUGGUUUUUGCAAUUAAAAGCGGAAUGGAAACAAUAUCUGCGCGAGCACAUUGCGGCAAACGAAGUAUCCGGGCAGCGUGCCCUCGGUGAGCACAGAAGUACUGCAUGUGUGGAAAUGAAAACAGAUGCCUGGAAACAGUGGGUCGAACAGCAACAUCGGCAAAAGAAUGUAGAUAGGCAGGAGGCGUGGUUCAAGCAUUUGUUGCAUAAUGUAGAGGAGGAAACAGUACGGGGAAAAGGCGAAGUACCUGCAGUGGACACAGACGUAGAAGUGGAAAAAGUAAUGGCAGCACAACACAUGCUAAGAGUGAGAGAUAUACCACGGACGCAACUGCAUCAGCCACCUCAUAUGAACACACCGUUAACCGCUAAAAUAUGGAUACUGAUCCUGGCAUUAGUCAUAGAACAGUGCGAAGUCGAACGCAGUUUGCAGGAGAAGGAGUUAUAUGUGGAUGCCCUAUUGCAACUGUGA